Pyrenophora tritici-repentis Pt-1C-BFP is the source of this 300-nucleotide messenger RNA. NCBI's taxonomy places the organism in Eukaryota, Fungi, Ascomycota, Dothideomycetes, Pleosporales, Pleosporaceae. The record is from RefSeq and is a predicted model, not a curated record.
AUGUCUUUCUGCUCCACCGCAGACGCCAUGAUGCGCCUGUGGGCAGGUACUCGCUUCUCCACUACAGACGCUCGGGUACGCCGUCGGGCCUUCUGUUUCGCUCGCGACUUCAUCACGCACAUGUGCAGCCCUGCACUCCAGCCUGCUGGCUUCACACACGGUCUACUGCGCAAGUUUGCUUCCGCGCGCCAAACGAAGCCUCCCAGACGUGCGAAGAGUGUCAGGAUAGACAGCGUCCGAAGAACAUAUCGUCUCAAGCUGGUCGUCACCUCGCGGACGAAACUCGCAUCCAAGGCCUGA